Ruditapes philippinarum (Manila clam) is the source of this 1995-nucleotide messenger RNA. RefSeq lists its product as uncharacterized. The transcript is spliced from 2 exons. The coding region runs from base 295 to 1140 and encodes 281 amino acids. The record is from RefSeq and is a predicted model, not a curated record. Lineage: Eukaryota; Metazoa; Mollusca; Bivalvia; Venerida; Veneridae.
CCCAAAAUGAGGUCGUCGUUAAAAGUAUUUUACAAAUUUGUACCUAAGCCAAUUCCUUAACACCUGUAUAUCUAGUAUUAAUAAUUCAAAGCUUAGUUUCGCAAAUAAGGCAGCAGAUAUAUGAUGUAGUCAAUUCCUUUUCCGGUACAGCCGGUUAUAUUCAUCAAAGUCCCGAGCUCGAAAGCGAAAACCCUUACUACCACCACCACCACCCACCACCAAUAACAACAACAACUACUGACUACAACAGAAACGCUUAAACAGUGGAACUUCCGAUAGAAAUAAACAACAAAGAUGGGUAAAGUGCACAGCGUUGAAAAGAGAACUGAUAUUCAGUGCUUACUGCGCAGUGAUCGCGAAUACAGCGGUAUAUUUGGAUUGGUCGUUUUACCGUCCGGAAAUGUUAUGAUUACCGAUUUCCACAAUCGAAAAAUCAAAACUGUCCAUAUUGAUUCCGGAGAUGUCGUCGGUGCUUUGACGAUGACGUCAGAGCCGUCCGACGUCACUUUCAUUGGUUACUCAAAAGCGGCGGUCACGCUACCAAACGAACGGAAACUUCAACUGUUAACGGUGACGGACGAUGAUCGAUACAUAGCGUUAGACCAUCGUAUAAACGUCGACGGACGUUGCGUCGGAAUUGACUGGGACCACGACACGUUUCUCGUUUCCUAUGACGACCCCUCACAAGUUCAGCUAAUCAGUAGCGGUGGAAUCGUUCUCAAAACUAUUCGAACUGAUCAAAGAGGCUCUUUCAUAUUUCGUCGUCCACAGGGCGUGGCUUUUGCACGAGAUAAGAUCCAUUUUUACAUUUGCGACUCGGAAACUGACGAAGUGAUGAAAGUGAGGCGACACGAUGGAAUUGUCAUGGCUAUAAAUAAAGAAAUCUAUCACCCAAUCGGCGUAGUUGAGCUACCCGACGAGAAUGUUCUGGUUGCCGGAAAGGACACCAACGCCAUACAUCUUCUGUCGCCAUAUCUUAAAGGUUUGAACACCGUUCUGUCGACAGUGGACGGUAUUUCCCGACCGAGGGCGCUGUGCAUUCGUCAGAGGGGAAAUUCCAGGAGAUGGUAUGACCUGAUUAUAGGUAACCGUAACGGUUCCGUUCUGACACCGUACCGGUUUUUGUUUCAGCCAUAUUAACAUUUUUAUUUAUUAACUGUUAAACAUGUAUUUAUGAAAAUUUAUGGAAAUACAAACUUGACACACGAUAGCCGGCAAACAAAACAUAAACUCUAUCUUUAAACUUGAAGACGUCUGGAUAUAUAUAUAUAUAUUCUAGCUAGACAAGUGAACGCUUAUUUAAACGUCAAGCAAAAGGAACUUUUCAAUUAAAAAAAAGACCUAUAUAUAUGUUUUUAUGAAAGCUUAUUGCUGAAAAUUAAGUAAAUAUACCACAUUUUAUUUUUUCGUGACUGUCCAGCAUCUAAGGUUUAAGUAACAACACUUGCAUAUUCGUGUUGAAAAAAAGUAAACCGUUCGUAACGUUUUAUUAAUUUACAUGAUGUUAUAGCGUGUAAUUUAUCAAUGCACGAAAAAUGGUUUAUUUUCUCACCAAGCGUAAUCUUUUUGAACUUAUUUGUAUUUUUAUACGUGUAUAAAAUUUAAUGUGACGCGUCAAAUGAAAGGACGGCAUCAAGGUAAACGGAGUUGCGUGACGUAACCCAAGCUUCAAAUGUUUUUUAAACUUAAACUUAAACUCUUAAAAAUACUAUUAAUAUAGUUAAAUGUAGAAGAAACAAAAUCGUAGUUUUCACAACUCACAUUUCGUUUGACACGUCACAAAUAUAAUGUUUAUUUAUUAAAAAAAAUAUAUCUUAAUAUACAUUUUCUGUUUUAUAUAAUUAGCUACAAUUGUACAUGAUAUUAUCCAUACAUGUAUAUCGUUUGGCCCUCUUUCGUUGUUUUAACAGUUUGAUAUUUUGUUUUACAUGUAUUUGCUAUUAUUAUUGUUUGUUGAAGCCUAAAUAAAUAAUAAAAUAUAAUAUUUAUGUUGUA